Molecule: messenger RNA, 1077 nt
Organism: Acanthosepion pharaonis
Lineage: Eukaryota; Metazoa; Mollusca; Cephalopoda; Sepiida; Sepiidae
Source: the annotation of a GenBank genome assembly
AUGGGCAUGUUUGCUCAUUACUCUCAAUGGAUUGCUUCGUUCUCAGAAAAGAUACAUCCAUUGACACAAGUAGAGACGUUUCCUCUGUCCCAUCAAGCCGUUGAGGGCAUUCGAGGGACUGAAAAAGGAUAUUGCGAAAUCUGCAAUUACAACAAUAGACCAAAAUAUUCCUCUGACAUAUCGGCUGCUGCAAUUAUACAAUGCCUCUGCUCACUGUUCGCCAUCUUUGGAGCCCCUGCCUAUAUACAUUCGGACCGAGGGGCUUCUUUCAUGUCAGAGCAGCUUCGGCAAUUUCUACAGGAACGAGGAGUAGCUAUAAGCCGGACAACUCCCUACAACCCUAAGGGUAACGGCCAAUGCGAAAGAUAUAACGGCAUUAUUUGGAAGACCGUUCAAUUGGCUGCCUCAAAUAACGGAUGUUCAAUUGAUAAUUGGGAAAAUCUCCUUCCUGUCGCAUUAUACGCCAUUCGUUCCCUAUUGUGUACCGCCACGAAUGCCACCCCACACGAAAGGUUUCUACCUUUUCAGCGACGGAGUUCGGCGGGAGCUUCGCUUCCAUCUUGGCUCUCUCGACCCGGUACUGUGUUUCUGAGACGACAUGCACGUUACACCAAGAACGAUCCCUUGGUGGACGAGGUAGAGCUUAUAGAGGCGAACCCUCGGUACGCGCUAGGACCUAGCACCGGCCGGAGACGUACCGGAUCGUGGAUAGCCCCUGAGGACAGACCAACUACCCCUGACACUGAAGCCCCUCCGGAAGAUCAUGACACUGAAAUUGUUCCUGUCUCCGUUGAGGCCCCGUCAGACACUUCGGAUGGGCCAACACCUGAAACCCUGACAGAUGAAGGGUUAGCACCGAAUAAACGUGUUCAUCCAGAGACUGACUCUGACGCGGAACGGCCUGCUCCUCUGAGAAGGAAACAUUUCGGAGCAAGGUAUUUUAGAGUCCACAGACAGGCUCGCACUGAAGAGCCUCCCUGUUCGAGUACUCCGACCACGAAUCAUGGACUGAUGAGGCGGCCACUACGAACUCGUGGGGAGCCUGGACAUUUAAGGGACUUUCUUCCCUAUCAGUGA